GGCCCAGUGGUGCCGACCGCCGCUGCCGCCGCCGCCGCACUGAGUGGCGGCAGUCCCGUGGGUCCGCUGACGGGGGCGCAGGUGGCGCUGCUGGAGCUGCUGUGCCGCAUGCUGGUCGGGAAAGGAAGGUUCCUGGAUGCCGCCCUGGUGUACGGCGCCCUGGGCUGCCGGCGCGCGGGUUCCGGAGCCGACCUAGGGGUGCCGCUCAGGGCGCGAGUGGCGGCGCUGCAGUCCGCGGUGCUGCAUGCCCGGUCCGCGGGUGACUCCGCCCUGGUGGCCCGACUGGACAGCGAUGCCCGAGUGGUGGGCUUCCAGGCGGCCAUUGCGGAGAGGCUGCAGGCUCGACGCGCCGCGGUCGCUUCCUCAGCAGGAGGCAUCGGGAGAGGCGCCGCCGACCCAGGGGUCACUGGCGCCGCCGC
Messenger RNA from Astrephomene gubernaculifera, 419 nucleotides. NCBI's taxonomy places the organism in Eukaryota, Viridiplantae, Chlorophyta, Chlorophyceae, Chlamydomonadales, Astrephomenaceae. The record is from the annotation of a GenBank genome assembly.